Messenger RNA from Syzygium oleosum, 1596 nucleotides. Its product is annotated as 3-ketoacyl-CoA synthase 10-like. The transcript is spliced from 3 exons. NCBI's taxonomy places the organism in Eukaryota, Viridiplantae, Streptophyta, Magnoliopsida, Myrtales, Myrtaceae. The coding region runs from base 1 to 1554 and encodes 517 amino acids. Gene Ontology annotation, cellular component: membrane. The record is from RefSeq and is a predicted model, not a curated record. Gene Ontology annotation, biological process: fatty acid biosynthetic process. Gene Ontology annotation, molecular function: acyltransferase activity, transferring groups other than amino-acyl groups.
AUGGCGAGGGCCGAUCAGGAGUUGUUCUCCACCGAAAUCACGAACCGGGCCGUCGAGGGCUCGGGCCCUUACGCCGGUUCCGUGGACUUCUCCGUGAGGGUUAGGAGAGCACUGCCGGAUUUUCUCAGCUCCGUUGACUUGAAGUAUGUGAAACUGGGAUACCAUUACCUUAUCAGCAGCAGCGGCUUUUAUUAUGUAGCAGCUCCUGUUAUGUGUGGCAUUCUGGGCGUAGAGAUUGGAAAGGCGAUAGCAUGGAAGGAUCCGAGUCCCGAAAGUAGCUUGUUCGACAUGGUUUCGGUCGGGGUUCUGUUGGGACUAGUCUUAUAUGUAUAUCUCAGUCUCAUACCCCGUUCGACCUACCUGGUCGAUUUCGCUUGUUUUCGUCCCCCGGAUGAGUUCAAGAUAUCGAAAGAAGAAUUCAUAGAGCUCGCCAGAAAAUCAGGUAAGUACAGCGACGGAGCAAUCGUUUUUCAGGAGGGGGUUCUGAAGAGAUCAGGCAUUGGAGACGAGACAUACUUGCCAAGAGCGGUGUUUCGUCCUGAGCAUAAAAUAACACUCAAGGAUGGGCGAGAAGAGGCUUCCAUGGUGAUUUUUGGUGUCGUGAGUGAACUGCUCAAAGCUACCAAAGUGCGACUGCAGGACAUUGGUGUCCUUGUCGUGAAUUGUGGGUUCCUAAGUACAACUCCGUCGCUCUCCGCCAUGCUCAUCAACCAUUACAAGCUUGGGCAUGACAUCCACAGCUUUAACCUGGGUGGGAUGGGCUGUGCUGCAGGAGUCAUAGCGGUGGAUCUGGCUAGGGACCUUCUGGCUGCCCGUCCUGGCAGCUACGCACUUGUGGUCAGUACCGAAGCAGUGAGCUACACCUGGUACGACGGCAAUGACUUUGACAUGCUCCUUCCGAAUUGCUUCUUUCGGAUGGGUGCUGCUGCCAUCUUGCUUUCGAGCCGCCACCUCGACAGGUGGCGCUCCAAGUAUGAACUCAAGCAGCUUGUUCGUACUCAUAAAGGCGCGGAAGAAAGGAGCUUCGGGUGCACACAUAUGAAGGAAGAUGCCCAAGGUACCCGAGGACUUUCCGUGAGCAAGGACGUGAUUGGAAUAGGAGGGAACGCGCUCAAGGACAACAUCACUACCCUCGGCCCCCUCGUGCUCCCAGUUUCCGAACAGCUUCACUUCUUCAACAACUUCCUCUUCAAAAAGGAGACGUCCAAGCCUUAUCUUCCCAAUUAUAAGCUCGCCUUCGAGCAUGUCUGCAUCCUGGCGACCAGCAAGAAGGUCCUCGACGAGAUACAGAAGAACCUCGACCUCACCGAUGAAUACAUGGAAGCAUCGCGGAGGACGUUGGAGCGGUUCGGCAACACCUCGAGCAGCAGCGUUUGGUAUGAACUGGCUUACCUGGAAGCGACCUCCAGGAUAAGGAAAGGCGACCGGGUUUGGCAGAUAGCCUUUGGCUCUGGAUUCAAGUGUAAUAGCGUUGUUUGGAAGGCUCUCAAGAGCAUGAGGCAGCACCCCCAUAACCCUUGGAUUGACCCUCUUUGUGCAGAGGCUCAAAUCUAAACAGUGGGAUUAACAAUAAGACGCCUCCGAAGAUACACAUAA